Messenger RNA from Gryllus bimaculatus (two-spotted cricket), 1805 nucleotides. Lineage: Eukaryota; Metazoa; Arthropoda; Insecta; Orthoptera; Gryllidae. The record is from the annotation of a GenBank genome assembly.
AUGAAUAAAAUAAACGAAAUACCCGACACCCCUCCUCCGGCUCUCCCGGAAACCCCACCGCCCGACACUCUGUCCAGCUCCAAACCAUCUACUCUCCGCCGUUCCCCAUCACCCUUUUCGGGCCCGGAAAAACCUCCGCGUAUCUUUACCGACGCCCACUCACCCAACGGGUCCAAAACGUCUCGCGACUCGUCUCCGACCCCAAGCAGCAGCUUUCAGACUCCUCCCGAGUCCUUGCAAAUUACAGAUGUUAACGCGACGCCUUCGUCAGCCGCGCUGGAGAAGUCUUCUUCCAGCACGUUGCUGACGCCUCCGGCUGACGUUUCGAGCAGUUUCUCGUCAAGCUUAUCUCCUCCGGAAGAGACCUCGAAAAGGCGGUCAGCCACCCUGUCGCAUCUCCCCCCGUCGGACGCGCCCGCAAAGCCCUCUCCCGACUCGCCGCAGCCGCCUUCCGGAAGCUCCUCCGCGCCGGACGCGCCCAAGAGGUCGUCGGCGGAGGUGCCGACGGUGUCGGUGGUGCCGGCGGACGGCGACGCGGCCGCCGACGAGGUGUUCCUGGAGUCCGGCGACCAGAGCACGACGGUGCUGCUGCGGAAGCCGUCGCAGCGCCGCAAGGAGCCCGGCCAGCCCGGCAACUCGAAGCUCAAGCGCGUCGUGUCCGCGCGCAUCGACCGCAUCGGCUCGGUGCUCUCGCGCUUGCUGGACCGCGACAAGGGCGCCUCUGCGGGUGACCAAAGUCCGUGGGUUCGUUUGAGACCAGCAUUGUUCGAUAUGACAGAAAUAAUGGAUCUUCAGAAAACAAAGAGCCUGUUGUGCCCUAUGGGUCCGCAUUUCUUCGUCGUUCCUUCCGUCAUACAUCAGCUGGUGCCCAACGACGAGCUGGAGUUCCACGAGCCGCGCUGCCCGUACCGCGUGUACAACUGCCUCAUCAACGUCGCGAGCGGCGUGCCCUGCAAGUGGGAGGGGCGGCGCGUGGACCUGGAGGAGCACGUGGCGGCCAUGCACCCGCGCUACUACUCGGCGCAGGAGACGACAAAGUGGCGGUGGUCGCCCAACCUGCUGGUGAAAAUGGAGGACUUCCAGCUGAUCUCCGCGUUCGGGGAGCUGUUCUGGUACUGCGCGGCGCAGGACCCGGAGCGCCUGCGCGUGUGCUGGUUCGUGCAGCACAUCGGCUACGACCAGGACUCGCUCAAGUACGAGUUCCGCUUCGCCUUCACGGACGAGGAGAAGGACCGGCGCCUGGAGCUGGCGUGCACCACCCUGCCCGACUACUCGUCCGUCGGCUCCAUCGUGGAGAGCGGCCGCUGCCUCGACAUGUCCUACCAGCAGGCCCUGUCCUUCGUGGACGAGGAGGGCACCAUCAAGUUUUCUGUCACCAUUUACAAACUGGAAUGAUGGCGCGGCUGAUGAAUGUGUCUUUGGGUAGGAUUAAUACCUUCAAGAACCCUAAAGAUGACCAAAGUAGGGGCCUCUUAAUAAUAUUGAAAUAAUGAGCCUUCGGGACUAAAACCGUAUGAAAAUAAAUUAGACCCCUUCAAUUUACAGAUUCAAUUUAUAUAUACUCAUGUUUUAAACUUCAAUUGAUUUGAAAAAACACAUUAUAAUACACUUUUUAAAACCGAAAUUAAAUUUAUUAUUCUUUACUAUUACAAUGAAACAAUUAAAUUACUUCUAUAAACUUUCGUUUAAAAAUUUAUAGGGGUCCCUAGGGAGGCCCUAGGCACAUACGUUGCCUGCUUAUGUGUUAAUCCACUCCUGGGGGAAACUGAGAGAAAUUUGGAACAAAGUGGGCUGGAGUAGCAGCC